This is a messenger RNA of Nycticebus coucang (slow loris), 2434 nucleotides long. RefSeq names its product adenosine deaminase domain containing 2 (gene ADAD2). Gene Ontology annotation, molecular function: double-stranded RNA adenosine deaminase activity; double-stranded RNA binding; tRNA-specific adenosine deaminase activity. The record is from RefSeq and is a predicted model, not a curated record. The transcript has 11 exons. NCBI's taxonomy places the organism in Eukaryota, Metazoa, Chordata, Mammalia, Primates, Lorisidae. Gene Ontology annotation, biological process: adenosine to inosine editing; RNA processing. Bases 465 to 2273 code for a protein of 602 amino acids. Gene Ontology annotation, cellular component: cytoplasm; nucleolus.
GAGGCGCCCGGGCUUCAGAAAUAGUCCCAUCAAGUCCUAACAGUGGAGGGCAGCGGGUGGGGGCAGGGCAUCGGUUCCAAUCCCUUAUCUGCUGCACCAACUUCCUAUCUAAUACGGUUGUUGAUGAGGACCCCUGGACAUGCUGGGCUGUGCUUCAUGAGCCCACAAUCCCUCUGUCCCCACCCUCCAGGACCACCAAAGGCUAGAGAAAAGGCAGAAGGGAACAGCCCAUCAGCGCUUCUCCCAGAGCCCCACCGGCUGGGAGACUGGCCUUCCAAUUGGCCGGGCGCACUGCCCGCCACAGCUCUGCGGGUUCUCAUUGGCCAGCUGGAUGGCGCGGACUGGACCUGGCCGAGCGCUGUUGGCCGCGUGCUCCCCACGCUGGGGACCCGCCCCGCGCGUGUAAUAGGGCGCAGGCAGCGCCAGAUCGGGUCUCGCUGCCGCGCUGGCCCUUGAGUUGGGCCAUGUCUUUUUCGGCCAGUUUGUCCCUGGGCGCCGACGACGGCGGCCGCAGGAAGCCUCGCCUGGCGGCGUCGUUGCAGAUCAGUCCUGGGUCAGGACCCUGGCGACCGUCGGCCAGCGUGGGCCAAGACGCCUGGGAGCCCGCGCCCGCCCGCCCCGCGGAGGAUGACGAGGAGCGGGGCGGGAAGCCCCAGGCCUCGGCGCAGGCCGGAGUCGUGGAACUAGAGGCAGCCCCGGCCAGGGAAGAUUUGGGGGGCUUGGUGGGGAGGUCCCCGAGGGUCUCCAUCCCACCCGCAGGGCCUGCAGGGGACUUCCCCCCGGCCGCCCGCCGGCUGAGCCUGCCGCUGGAGGACCCGCCCCCAGGCCAGGCGGUGGCACUGCUCACGCAGUACGCGGCCAGUCGGGACAUGCCGCUGACCUUCCGAGAGGACCAGACGGCAGGUCCAGGUCCCUGUUCCACCUUCUCCGUGUAUGUGGAGCUAGAUGGGAUGGUCUGCCCCACAUGUACCUCCAAUAGCAAGACAGAUGCCAAGCAGCAGGCAGCUCUGUCUGCCCUCUGCUACAUCCGGAGUCAGCUGGAGAGCACAGGUGACAGCCAGCCAAGUAACCCUGCCCUAGAUGCCCCCAAGUCUCCCAGCCAGCCUCUACUUGCCUCCCUGAGUGUAGAGAACAUCCUGACCCAUGAGCAGCGCUGUGCGGCUGUGGUUAGCGCCGGCUUUGACUGCUUGUUGGAUGAGAACUCGCCGUACCGGGCCUGCAAGGGGACUGUGGCUGCAGUCAUCCUGGAGAGGGAGAUCCCAGGUGCCAGAGGCUACUCCAAGGAGAUCUAUGAGCUGGUGGCACUGGGCACGGGCAGCAGCAGCUGUGCCAGCUGGCUGGAGUUCUCGGGCCGGCAGCUCCAUGACUGCCACGCACUGGUGGUCGCCCGCCGUGCCCUGUUGAGGUUCUUGUUCCGGCAGCUCCUACUGGCCACGAAGGGAGGCCCCAAGGGCAAGGAGCGGUCUGUGCUGGCCCCCCAGCCUGGGCCCGGGCCUCCCUUUGCCCUCAAGCCCCGAAUCUUCCUGCACCUCUAUGUCAGCAACACCCCCAAGGGAGCAGCCCACGACAUCUACCUGCCCUCAGCUUCAGAAGGCAGCCUCUCCCAUGGCACACCCUUCCGCCUGCAGGCCCACAUUGGCGGGCAGCUGAAGCCUGUGUGCUAUGUGGCCCCUGCGCUCCAUGACACCCAUGUAGGUUGCCUCUCGGCCAGUGACAAGCUGGCACGCUGGGCCGUGCUGGGGCUGGGUGGUGCCCUGUUGGCCCACUUCCUGCCCCCACUCUACAGCACCAGUCUCGUCCUGGCUGAUCCCUGCCAUGACCCCUCAACACUCAGCAGGGCCAUCCACAGCCGGCCCAGCCUGGAUGGGGCCUUAGGGCCGGGCCUGCCCCCUCCCUACAUCCGCACCACUCUGCACCUGUUCACCGGGCCCCCAGUGGCCCCCUCCGGGCCCACCCCCAACAGCUGCCAUGGACUGAGCCUCAACUGGAGUCUGGGGGACCCUCACAUUGAGGUCGUGGAUGUGGCCACUGGGCGUGUGAAGGCCGACACCAUCCUUGGGCCACCCUCCCGCCUCUGCAAGGCCGCCUUCCUCAGGGCCUUUCGCCAGGCUGCCCAAGCCCUGGGGAAGCCCCACCUCCUGGCCUUGAAGACCUACGAGGCUGCCAAGGCUGGGCCCUACCAGGAGGCUCGCCGGCAGCUGUCUCUCCUUCUGGACCAGCAGGGCCUGGGGGCGUGGCCCUCGAAGCCACUGCUGGGCAAGUUCAGAAACUGAGGUGGACCUGCAGGAGCUGGCUCCGGAGCUGAGCUGGACCUCGUGGGGGCAUGCCUUUCCUUGGGGGGUGGGGAGGCCAGAGCACAGGUGUGGGCAAGGUGGGACUGGGCUUGGCGGGAGGGGCCUGAUGUGGUUGGGGGCUGCUGCACAUGUGGGCUUGA